Molecule: messenger RNA, 5739 nt
Organism: Pteropus alecto (black flying fox)
Lineage: Eukaryota; Metazoa; Chordata; Mammalia; Chiroptera; Pteropodidae
Gene: IGSF22
Product: immunoglobulin superfamily member 22
Exons: 22
Coding region: 1-3978 (1325 amino acids)
Molecular function (GO): protein binding
Source: RefSeq, a predicted model, not a curated record
AUGACGACCAUUCACCACAAGCAGAUGCUGCAGGAGCACGUGUCCAUGGAGUUCUCCAGCUCCGCCACCCACGUGCAGACCUUCUCCCAGACAACCAAGAUCGUGGGAGAGGAAGUCACGACAAGGAAAUCCUCAAGCACCGUAGAGUUCUUCAGUUUGGUGACCCGGAGUUCCAACAUCCCUGCGGGCGAGAGCGUUCCCGAGUUCGUGGAGAAGCCUUACCCGGUCACUGCGCCCGAGGGGGAUAAAGCCGUGUUCCGAGCCCGGGUGCAGGGGAACCCCAAACCCAACAUCUCCUGGAAGAGGGAAAGUGGCAUCCCCAUCAAGGAGUCCGCCAAGAUGUUCUACGACAGUAUUAACAAGGAGCACGUGCUGAAGCUGGAGCCGCUGACCUCGGAUGACUCUGACAACUACAAGUGCAUUGCAAGCAAUGACCAUGCAGAUGCCAUCUACACCGUGUCUUUGAUGGUGACAGAGGGUCAAGAUAAAAUAGAUUUCAAAAAGAUGUUGAAGAAGAGGGCUCCCCCUGCUCCCAAGAAGAAGCAGAAGAAAGUGACAGAUGAGAAAGAGAUGCUGGAGAUUUUGUCCAAGGUGCCCAAGAAGGACUUUGAGAAGGUUUGCAUGGAGUAUGGUUUCACCGACUUCCGGGGGCUGCUCAAGAAGCUCAAAUCGAUGAAGAAAGUGGAGGUGGAGACCAUCCGGAUUCUGAAGCCUCUGGAAGAUAUAAAGACCAAGAUUGACACCACCGUGGUCUUUGACUGCAUCAUGGAGCUGAAGGACCCUAAUAUCAAGAUGACAUGGGUCAAGGAUAAUGAACCACUGAGGAUCCAGUACUCCCUGGGAAAGUAUGAUGUGAAACAGAUGGGCACCAAGCAUAUGCUGGUUAUUACCAACGUGAAUAUGAACGAUGCAGGCACCUACAGCCUGUCCGUGGGUGACAAGCGGAUGAGUGCAAAGCUUACAGUGCUGGAUGAGCCAGUGAGGUUCUUAGGAGAAAUGAAGCCAAUGAAGGUGACAGAGCGCCAGACAGCUGUGUUUGAGAUCCGUCUUUCCAAGAAAGUGCCCGACUUUGUGUGGAAGUUCAAUGGGAAAGAGCUGAAGAGGGACGAAAAGUAUGAAAUCACAGUGUCUGAGGAUGGUCUGACCCACACGCUUAAGAUUAAGGAUGCCAGACUCAGUGACAGCGGCGAGUUCUCUGCUGAGGUGGGGGACCUGGUACAGAAGGCCCAGCUCACUAUUGACCGUAUCCCCAUCAAGUUUGUGAGCACCCUCAAGAAUGUACGUGUGAAAGAGAAGAGCCGUGCAUGCCUUGAGUGUGAGCUGACAUCCAAGGAUGUGACACUGUUCUGGAAGAAGGAUGGGAAGCUGCUGGAGCGUGGCACCAAGUACAGCAUGAACCAUGAGGGCAAGCGAGCAGAGCUUAUCAUUGAGGAUGCACAGCUCAGUGAUGGUGGCGAGUACACCGUGGUGGCCAAGCAGAACGGGGACCCCACUGAAUACUACAGUACUGCCAUGGUCACCGUGGAGGAGCGUCUGGCCACGGUGAAGAGCGGGAUGUCCGACGUGCACGCGGCCACCGGGAGCCCGGCUGAGCUGUGCGUAGUGCUGAACGAUGAGAAGGUGGAGGGAGUGUGGCUGAAGGACGGCAAAGAGAUCACCGACUUGCCCGGGGUGCAGAUCGUGAAGCAGGGUGCGGUGCACAAGCUCAUCUUCCCCAGUAUGGGCCCCGAGCACGAGGGCAAGUACACAUUCCGGGCCAAGGGAGCAGAGAGCGAAGCCUCUAUAUUCAUUGCAGAUCCUCCUACCAUCGACCCGUCCAUACUGGAAGCACUGGCUGCACACCCCGUGACCGUGAAGGUGGGCCACACGGCGAACAUCAAGGUGCCAUUCAAGGCAAAACCACUGCCCAAAGUGACAUGGUAUAAGGAUGGCGUGGAGGUGACCGAGGAGGAACGUGUGUCCAUGGAGCGCAGGGAAGACCAGGCCCUGCUCACCAUUUCCAAGUGCGUGCGCGAGGACAGCGGCCUUGUUCUGCUCAAGCUCAAGAAUGACUAUGGCUCAGUCACGGCCACUGUGCACCUCAGCGUGCUGGACCGUCCCAAGCCUCCCCAGGGCCGGGUUGAGUUCCUGGAGCUCUCGGGUAAUUGUGUGCACAUGAAGUGGAAGGCCCCAAAGGACAAUGGUGGGCGUCCUGUGACACAGUUCAUAGUGGAACGGAGGGCAGUUGGCAAGAAGGCCUGGAUUAAAAUAGGUGAAGUGGACAGCAAAGUCACCAAGUUCUCCACCAACAAAGUGGAAGAGGGAAAAGCCUAUCAGUUUCGUAUCCUGGCAGUCAAUUCGGAAGGAGUGAGCGACCCACUGGAGACAGACGAAGUAUUUGCAGGAAAUCCUAUCGAGCCCCCAGGUCUUGCCUCCCAGCCUCAAGUUACUGACGUGACCAAAGAGGCCGUGACCAUCACAUGGAAUGCCCCGACCCAGGAUGGGGGAGCCCCAGUGCUCGGCUACAUUGUGGAGCGGAGGAAGAAAGGCAGUAACCUGUGGGUGCCAGUCAAUAAGGACCCCAUCCAGGACACCAAGUACACCGUGGAUGGUCUUCUGGAGGAUACAGAAUAUGAAUUCCGAGUUAUAGCUGUGAAUAAGUCAGGCCCCGGACAUCCCAGUAUGCCAUCCAACUCAGUGGUGGCCAAAGACCCUGUCAAACCUCCAGGCCUGGUCCAGGGCCUGCAUGUGUCUGAUUCCUCCAACUCAAGCAUCUCCCUGGCCUGGCGGGAACCUGCAGAGGGAGACCCACCCUCCGGCUACAUCCUCGAGAUGCGAGCCGAAGACAGCAAGGAGUGGUCCAAGUGCACAAAGAUUCCCAUCUCAGGCACCUGCUACACGGUGGGAGGCCUCACCGAGAGACAGAAAUACUUCUUCCGAAUCCGAGCUGUGAACGAGGCUGGAGUUGGGGAACCUGUGGAGUUGGACAAGGGAGUCCGUGCCAUGCCACCACCAGCUGCCCCCAAGUUUGACCUCAGUGCCCGGCUGAAGAGUCACAUGGUGGUUCGUGCUGGGACAGCCCUCUUCAUCCAUGCUGCCUUCUCUGGCUCACCACCACCUAACGUGAUCUGGCAGAAAGAUGGCAUCCCCACCAAGGGCAGGGAAACCAUCACGAAGGGCAAAGACCACUCCCAGUUCCUGAUCAACAACACCAAGCGCUCCGACUCCGGGGUGUACCGCAUCUUGCUCCAGAAUGAGUUUGGCGAGGCACACUAUGACAUCCAUGUGCGAGUGGCAGAUUUUCCGCGGCCACCCACAAACCUACGGCUGUUUGAGGAGGUCCCCAACACGGUGACUCUGACCUGGAACCACAGCCCUGAUGUGCAGGACGACGGUGAGGCCCACUACGUCAUCUUGAAACGGGAUGCCAGCACUGCCACCUGGUUCACAGCGGCAGAGCGUGUCUUCAGCAACAAGUACACGGUGACUGGGUUGCUCCCUGGCAGGAAGUACUACUUCCGAGUGGUGGCCCGGAAUGAAGUCGGUGACAGCGACCCGCUCGACUCCAAGAAUACUUGGCUGGUCAACAAGGACAAGAUCGAAGACCUGAGCACCAAGCUGAAGCCAUACCAGCAGAAGGACUGGCGCCACGCACCUCGCUUCAUGACCCCGCUCAAGCCACACACAGUGCUGCGCGGCCAGGACUGCACCAUGACGUGUGCCUUCCUCGGGAACCCGCGGCCCACUGUGACCCUCUACAAAGGCGAUGUCAACAUCACAGCCAACUCCAAGUUCUGGUACAACUCCACCAGUGGUGUGUGCACAAUCGUCAUCCCCACCUGUACACUGAAGGACAGCGGAGAGUACAGUGUGCUGGUGGAGAACGAGCUGGGCAAGGACCGCAGCAGCUGCACACUCACGGUCUACGACAAAGAUGACAAGUCAAUUCUAGCAUCAGUCAUGGAGAGUCUGCAGAAGAAAUCAAAGCACCUUAUGUGAGCUUUGGCGCAGCCCAGGAAUCAGGAGGAUGUUGUGAUGUGGGGCUUCUUGGCCUGUCUACUGCAUGGCUCCAGUGAGGGAAGCCCAGUCUGCUCUCUGGUACUUGUCAGUGUAAACAUGCAGUGAAGGGAUGGGACAAUAAACUGACCAAGCUCACUCUUGCCUGUUCCUGAGGGUGGUGUACAGCAGGGACGAAGGAGGUGGAAAUGAGAGUGGGAUGGGGAUACACGAAACCCAGACCUCCAAGAGCCUGGUCCAAACCAACCCACAUGGGAAGUGACCAGUUCCCUUUUGAGUGGGCCUUGACUCGCCUUCCUCUCCUCCGCAACCACACUGUACUCACCCCUCCUCUCGGGGCAUGGGUGGGCAAGUGUUACCAGAUUCAUCCUCCUCCCCAUCCUGCUCCCUCCCAUUUCUUUAUACCAGGUCGGUCUGUCAUCAGAGUUCUGGUGCUUGAAGGGAUCAGGACCCUGCCUCUUUAGCGUCCAGGGUUCUCACCGCUUGAGAGCUAGAGCAUCUCAGGACUAGAAAGGAUUAGUCAUCCAGCAUCAACUUAUGUUUUGCAGCAGAAUCCUUUGUUUUAAAAAAAUCAUAAGAAGCUACUGGACUUGAAACAAAGGAUAGGGGUCUUUGAGCCUCCCUCCACUACUUAUUAUUUUGCUAUUUUCCACCAGAGAUUUCUGCAAAAAUCCUUGUUUGAAAAUCACUGAUUCAUCCAAUACCCACAUGGGACUUGAGUCUCCUAUCACAUCCUCACAACUGUACAACCUCUCUAAUGGCAUAUUCUAAACCACCCAAGGCUUCCCUUUCAAAUUCUGGGUCAGGGCCCUGCCCAUUAAGAUGCAGAUGUCCCUGAGGUCAGGGUAUGUGUUAUUCUGCCAGAGUUUCACAUAAACAAUAUGAAUCACCAGUCUAAUUCCAUUCCUCCCAGCUAUUCAACUGAGCCCAGAGUCCAAGGAGAGAGGAGAUGCUUGAAGGGGCUCUGGAUCAUUUUGGAGCAGGCAGCAGGUCUGGGAGGAGGUGGGCAGCAGGAGGACUGGGUAACUAAGUGUGUAGGUGAGUGCAUCAAGGACAAAUUUGGAUGGUGGCAAAUAUUACCCAUCCCCCAUCCUCCUGAACUAGAUUCUCACUCAUAUGUGACCAGAGAAGUGAGACCCACUCCAACUAGCACAGUAUUACCAGAGAACCAGGGAUCCAGUCAGGCAUGAAGACGCACUGGCCAAGACUGUGACCCAGGCUGUGAGGACAUCCAGGGCCCCUGGCUCCAUGUCCCCACCCCCUCCUUUCCAGGACAGGCACGUGCCACACAGACAGACAAGUGGGGCCAGACAAGCCAACAGCCCACGGUUUUUAUUUUUUUUCACAUGAGCAGUAAAGGAUGGAGUUGUCCCAUCCUUGUUCCCCUUGCAUUGAAUGUGCCUUGGGUCUUAUGACCCUAGAGUAUCAUUGGAGCCCUCUCUUCUUGCUCCCAGUACAGGAGUGGCAUGAAGGAAAGCACUGAGGGGGAUGUGGGGGCUCCCAGCCCUCUGAGCCAGGCUCAGCACCCCUAGAGCAGCUCCCUGAGGCCUCUCCAUAAGACUUUGACAGCAGAAUGGAGACAGAUGGCAGAGAAAGACAAAGGCUGAGAGACAGAUUGUACACAGACUCACACACACAGACACACAAGCUAGCCCCUUCCUUUGGUAUGGUUCACCCUAGCCCUGGGGUUAGGGUCUGAGGGUAGUGACGUAAGGCCUGAGCUCUGGGCUGGCCUUUGAAAGA